Molecule: messenger RNA, 921 nt
Organism: Tarenaya hassleriana
Lineage: Eukaryota; Viridiplantae; Streptophyta; Magnoliopsida; Brassicales; Cleomaceae
Exons: 1
Coding region: 1-921 (306 amino acids)
Source: RefSeq, a predicted model, not a curated record
AUGGAUCAGUCUGGUAAUGGAGCUGUCGGAUUCAAUCGGAGGAGGAGAGGUUCCGUAGAAGACCAACAGAUCUACCAGAAUAGUCGCCCGAUAAAUCGCCGGAGAACUGACGGCACAAACUCUGACGGUGAAAUUCAAACCGGCGAUGACGAGCUGUUUCUCUCUCUUGCGUUGAGCUUAGGUCCUCCUCCGUCGAUGACGCCAUCGCAGCCACAGCCGAUGGCUUCUUCACGCCUCCUAAUGACGUCAUCACAACCGAUCACGUUCAUCCUCCCUCCUCUACCUCCGCCCCCGCCCCCGCCGCCGUUAGAGGCUGAUUUUGUCUCUCCACGACAUGAUUUCCGGUCAGAUUUCGUCCACUCGCGGGAUCCGGUGAAUAACUCCGCUGGAGAGCCUCGCCGUACUCCCACAGUCCCGCCGGCGACUGCAAAGUUAGCGACGGUACCGCCGCCGUACCCGUGGGCAACAAAUCAACGAGGGAGGAUUCACAGCUUAGAGUACCUCGAAUCAAAGCAGAUAACAGCCAUAACUGGAGACGUACAGUGCAAACACUGCGAGAAGAUUUGGCAAAUCAGCUACGAUCUGAAGGAAAAGUUCGCAGAAGUAGAGAAAUUCAUCGAAGAGAACAAGGAGAGCUUGAGGGAGAGAGCUCCGACGAUAUGGAUGAACCCAGUAGCGAUGAGAUGCGAGUUCUGCGAGAGGGAAAAGGGGGUGAAGCCAGUGAUCAGUGAUCGGAAAAGGAAGAUCAAUUGGCUGUUCUUGCUCCUGGGUAGAAAUCUGGGUUACUGUACAUUAGAGCAGCUCAAAUAUUUCUGCAAACACUCCAACAAUCAUCGUACUGGCGCCAAGGAUCGUGUUCUUUAUCUCACAUAUCUUGGUCUUUGCAAAAUGCUCAAGCCAUGUGAUCUCUUUGAUCGUUGA